Drosophila albomicans is the source of this 2374-nucleotide messenger RNA. RefSeq lists its product as uncharacterized. The record is from RefSeq and is a predicted model, not a curated record. The transcript is spliced from 4 exons. Bases 1 to 2025 code for a protein of 674 amino acids. Lineage: Eukaryota; Metazoa; Arthropoda; Insecta; Diptera; Drosophilidae.
AUGGCGAAAAUACGAUAUCAUUUAUUACGGCCCAUUAAGCGGGGCCAAAACGAAUAUGGCCUGGGACAAUUGCACAUCAAAUGCCUUCUGGCCAUGGCAAUUGUGCUCUUGCUCUUUGUGUACUACAAAUGGUCAACGGAAACCACGAUCAAUCUAACCAUCGAAUCAACCAUCAAUCUACCCAUUCACUCAAUUAUUCCGCCCACGGAAAUUUCGACAAUUCAAACGGAUGCUCCUCAGGAAAUUGUGUUAAAUUCGUCAAUAUCUCAGUAUUUUGUUUAUACUGAAAAUUGUCGUAUGCCUGCUGUGAAUCCUUUUACGAGUGAUGUCCUCAAAAUAUUCCAUAAGACGGCAUACAAAAAGUGCGACAUCAGCAAGGAUUUGAUCACAGUAAACUAUGACGAAAGUAAAGGCAACUACAGUCUGCACAUCAACAGAGCGAACAUCAGAUGCUGCUACAAGCCGAUCUUAAGAGCGGGAGAUCGCACACAAGCCGAUAAUCUAUAUAAAUUAUUGCGUUGCAGCAAUUUUAAGCAGGAUUUUGUGGUGCCCAAGCAUAUUAAUGCCAUCAUCACCGAGUGUCGUUGGUUGAGAGGUCGUACCAUCUUGCAGCAGGAUGCCUUUAGUUUUGUGCACCCAAAACCUAAAGCAACACCGAAGCCAACAGCUAAAGCAACAGUUGCAGAGGAGGAAGAAAGGCGACCAAGUGUCUUAUUGUGGGGCAUUGAUUCCAUGUCUCGUAUGAAUUUCGAGCGCACCAUGCCGCAAAUGUUCAAGUAUCUGAGGGAGGAGAAUUGGUUCGAGUUGCAGGGCUACAACAAGAUGGGUGACAACACAUUUCCCAAUCUGAUGGCCGUCUUGACAGGUUUCAACAACACGCGAUCGCAGCAAGUUUGUCGACCCAAGGAAGUGGGCGGCAUGGAUGCGUGUCCCAUGCUCUGGAAGGCGUACAAGAAAAAGGGUUACAUGACAGCUUAUGCUGAGGAUUGGAGUCUUUAUGCCACAUUCAAUCAUUUGCUCAGCGGCUUUCGUGUGCCGCCCACAGAUUAUUAUGCGCGUCCUUUUAUAUUGGCUAUUGAUAAGGAGUUGAAAAAGGAAUAUGAAAUGGGAAUCCCGUACUGCGUUGGACGUCGUCAUUCUGCUGAGUAUGUCUAUGAUGCUGCUGUGCAGUUUAAUAGAGUGUACAGAAAUCAAACGACCUUUGGCAUGUUCUGGACGAACUCCUUUAGCCACAACGACUUCGCGUUGCCCACGUCGAUGGAUGCGAGGCUGUUCGAAUAUAUGAGAGCCUUGAAGCAAAGUGGCACCUUUGAAAAUUCCAUCGUUGUAUUCUUCAGCGAUCAUGGCAUGCGUUUUGGUGACUUGCGAAAUCUGGCAAAUGGGUUUCUGGAGGAACGCAUGCCUGUGCUUUAUAUCUGGCUACCAAUUUGGUUCAGGGAGAAAUAUCCCCAAUUCACACUUGGUUUGCAGCGAAAUAAAAAUCGCUUAACGUCGCCUUAUGAUAUCUAUGCCACACUGAGGCACAUACUGGAGUUGGAGACGCCACAAGAGAAACUCCCUUUGCCCGAAGGUUGUCCCAAGUGCCACAGCGUGUUCUUUGAGGCAGCUGCCUCGCGAAGUUGCAAAGAUGUGGCCAUCGAUCCGCAUUGGUGCACUUGCCAGGACUACGAAAAGAUUGCUGUGGAUGAGCCGACGGCUGUGCAGAUUGCUAAGCAGCUAGUGAAGGCCACAAAUGAUUACUUGAUUGCCCAGAACUUGACCGAGUUGUGUGAGACAUUGCGGCUGACGAAUAUUCAAUCCGUUCUGCGGGACAAGAAUUUGGAUACGGCAAAAACGGAAUUUUAUUUGAUCAGAUACGAGGCAGAGCCGGCAGAGUGUUUGUUUGAGGCAUCAACGACGUGGAAUAAUGCGACUAAUCGCAUUGCAGUUACAGUGCCUGAAAUCAGUCGUCUUACAGCAUACAGUCAGGUCUCUGAGUGUGUCAAGGAUGCGAUCGCCAAGAAGUUCUGCAUCUGCUCAAACUAAACGAUAACGAAUAUCGUUCGCAAUUAGGACAGAUCAACCCUCAAGGGAGGCGUACCGCAAUUGCCACAAAACUGCAUCUGCAGUCCACUUUAGUAUCUGUAUCUUGUUGUGGCAGCAUUGUUUCGCUGCAGUUUCGCUUAUCAGUCAGCUGAGAUCUGAGUGUUUCUGCAAAAACCAAUUGUGAGUCAGGGCAGGGAUUGUGCACAAAUUAGUUGACAAUUAUAUGACAAUUGCAAGCGAUCUAAUUGCUGCAAUAUCGUGAUGAAUGUGGACUCUAUGAGUGGGCCAUAAUUGCCUCCAGCAAACAGAAGAAUUGCACACAAUCUUAUCACUUAAGGCUACAAUUCUA